UUUACCUUAUAUUCUUUGUUGUAAUUAAUUCUAUUGAAUACUUUUAGUCCAAUUGUUAGUAAAUUAGUCCCGGCUUCAUUACCCAAUGUCCACUACCAAUUAAUCUUUCGACAAGGUCGGGGUGAACCAAAUGAAGAUAUAAUAGACUACAAAUUCACCUCUUAUGACAUUGUCGCUCUUGUCUGCUGUUCAUUUGUAGGUGCUUGGUAUCUGUUUCAAAAGCAUUGGGUUGCUAACAACCUGUUUGGUUUAGCAUUUGCUAUUAAUGCGGUGGAACUGUUACAUUUAAAUAAUGUGAUAACCGGUUGUAUUUUACUACUUGGUCUUUUUAUUUACGAUAUAUUUUGGGUUUUUGGGACAGAUGUCAUGGUAACUGUUGCCAAAAGCUUUGAAGCCCCUAUUAAACUUGUCUUUCCGCAAGACCUCCUGACACAUGGUCUCGCUGCCAAUAAUUUUGCAAUGUUAGGACUCGGAGACAUAGUUGUUCCUGGAAUUUUUAUUGCUCUUCUGUUACGUUUCGAUCAAAGCCUAAAACGUAAAUCCAACUUGUAUUUUCAUGCAACAUUUGUAGCAUACUUUUUGGGUCUUAUGGCUACUAUUUUUGUUAUGCACAUGUUUAAACAUGCUCAACCUGCACUCUUGUACUUAGUUCCAGCCUGUUUAGGAACUCCAUUAAUUGUAGCACUUAUUAAAGGUGAUAUAAAGGCCCUAUUAAAGUAUGAAGACGCUGAUAAUCACAAGGAAGAAAAACAGGAGGAAAAGAAACAGACUGAAGCAAAGAAGGUUAAAUAAGUAAAUUGUAUGUAAUAUGUUGUGAACAAAGGUUCUCAUAAAGUCUUUCCAUUUCACCACUUCUACAGUGUAAACUACCAUACAUAAAUGGUAGUAGUUGCACAAAUUAUCGUGGAUUUUUCACGUAAAUGUUCAGAUAAAUAAAUUAUGUUUCUGUUGUUUUG
This is a messenger RNA of Agrilus planipennis (emerald ash borer), 956 nucleotides long. Its product is annotated as minor histocompatibility antigen H13. Lineage: Eukaryota; Metazoa; Arthropoda; Insecta; Coleoptera; Buprestidae. The transcript is spliced from 3 exons. Gene Ontology annotation, biological process: membrane protein proteolysis. Gene Ontology annotation, cellular component: lumenal side of endoplasmic reticulum membrane; cytoplasmic side of endoplasmic reticulum membrane; membrane. Gene Ontology annotation, molecular function: aspartic endopeptidase activity, intramembrane cleaving. The record is from RefSeq and is a predicted model, not a curated record. The coding region runs from base 367 to 792 and encodes 141 amino acids.